AUGAACAUCAAAGAUUAUGCUUCUGGUGGAAUUUACAACUGGAAUAUAUUAGAGCCUGGAUCUAGUUUUCAAUACAAGUCUUCGGGCAAUCCUCGUACUUGUGAUACUGCAGAUGGGGAAAAUUGGUUUGAACCUAUUUUAGGUAGCAAGUGGUAUGACGACCAGCGAGUUGCAGAGGUUUCAACUAGAAGUGGCAGGAGGAAGCAUACGACUCAUCAUGUCUCUCCGCUUCCAUUAUCUGGAGGGGGUUCUCUUGCUGAUACUCCUGGAUUUAACCAGCCUAGUUUAUUGAAAGUGACAAAGCAAUCUAUUGCACAAACUUUUCCCGAAGUUAGUAUCUCUUGCACAAACUCUUGUAAAGUAUUUGGUAACUAAUACACUAUUCUUUUCAGGUUAAGGACAGGAGAUAUGGGUUCUCAGCAAGCAGAGCCACGUUUGGUGCUUAAGAAGCAUAGAAGACAGUCUCGGAAGAAGACUAACCAAUCAAUUUUAGAUGAUCUUGAUGAUGACGACAAUUUGCUUGAUGAGGAGAACGAUCCCCUUUUAAAUGCUUUGAGGAAUGAAAAUCCUUAAAUUUUUCGUUAAUCCCCGUUAUACUGAUUGUAAAUAUUUCCUUUCGGCUUGUAUCUCUGGGUCAAGUGAGUUCCCAUUAGUUUCGAUCCGAGUCUUCUGUCACUUUGGUUCUAUCUUGUACAGAGUAUGUGCAAAUGACAUUAACAAACACACCGAUCUGGAUUAUGAUGUUCCUUGCUGAUUGCAUAUAAAUGAA
Molecule: messenger RNA, 769 nt
Organism: Medicago truncatula (barrel medic)
Lineage: Eukaryota; Viridiplantae; Streptophyta; Magnoliopsida; Fabales; Fabaceae
Product: small ribosomal subunit biogenesis GTPase RsgA 1, mitochondrial-like
Molecular function (GO): GTP binding; GTPase activity
Source: RefSeq, a predicted model, not a curated record